GAACUAUGUGUGUCCCGGCCCGGAGCGCAAAAUUUAGACCUGAACGAAAGUCUAAAAAAAUUUAAAACCACGCAAGUGUGGAACGUCAGUCUCAGACACCAUCACGCAAUGUUAACGCGAUUUAGAUACAGUAUAGGAGAGGCUCGGCUGGCACAACCAAUCUUUUACUCUCAUAACCAAUCAUGUUCUCUGAAGCUAGUAUUUUGUCUGUCCACCAGGUACCCAAAACGUUAGCGAUACCAGCUAACGAACGAACAAAGACAAGCAGUUACAGGAAAUUCUGUAAUAUGAAUUCGCAGAAAGAAGCGAAAAGUUUGAUACUAAUGAUAGGGCAGUUAUGAAACAGUUGGAAUGCAUUAUCUCCCAGCGAUAUGCGGCGAUGUCGGGGAGCGACACAGUCGUAAAGAGGAAAGGCUGACAUUGCAGAGAACGCUCGCGGCGUUUAGCCUGGCCGCGAGUCGUCAGUCGUAGGCAGCCACUCAGAGCGGCGACACCUUCUGGCCCUAGCUCGACGUGGUGCGAUUUUGUUGGACGUAAUUCCUGUAAACGUGUCUGUCCCGACGUGACCAGGGUCUGGGGUCGGUGGUGAGUAACGUCGAGUAGGGGUCGGCAGUUGUGAGCAGCGACGCGGACCGACAGCACCUCCUGUUGGCGUAAAGUUCUGAGAUCAACAGCAGCACCACCGCGUGCUCCGCACGAUGAGGUCCACGAUGAUGCUCGCCGUGCUGCUGCUGCCGGUCGUCCUGGCCUCGGACAGGAACUGCACCUGCCCGUCGUCACCUACCCCCGAGGACUCCGCCGUGUGCGGCAGUGACGGCCGCACGUACUCCAGCGAGUGCGAGCUGCAGUGCGCCGGCCUGCCCGGACUCUCCGCCACCCACCUGGGACCGUGCAACACGACGGUGGUCGCCAGCCGCCGCCGCCGCUCCACCGUGGAGUUAGAGGAGUGGAGGAAAUGUCAGGCCGACCGUAAGUGCGCUGCAAAGAACUGCGAGGAGUGCAUCGUGGGCGGAUUCACCGAUAGCAAGUGCAGGCAGAUGUGCCAAGAGAACUGCAUAUGCGGCUGCGCGGGGCUGCCGACGGGCGGGCUGGACGAGGACUCGCACGACCGGUGGUACAAGUGCUUCCAGGAGAGGGGGUGCUCGAGUAAGAAGAUACCGUGUUACCAUAACUGUGACAACCAGGUCUGUAGGAACUUGUGCGCCAUGGACUACAUUAGGUGCAACUGCGGCUGCAUCCAGCACGCGCCGGACACAAGUACCCCCGCAGCGCCUACCACAAGUACCACCACAGCACCUACCACCAGUACCACAACAGCGCCUACAAGUACCACCGCAGCGCCUACAAGUACCACCGAGGCCAGCGCCACUGAUACGGACUGGACCUGGCAAAAGUACACGGUCUGUGUAGAUCAGAGCUGCAACUGCGGCCGCUCCAGCGCUCCAGAGCUCCAGGGAAUCCGCAAGGCCAACUGUACCUGCAGCUGCAUGGGCCUCCCCGGCGGCGACCUGGAGGCGUACGACAGUGAGGCGGUGCAGAGGUGCCUCGGGGACUGCGGCGACCAGGAGAUCAAGUGCGACCAGGCGUGUCGGGGGCAGAAGGAUCAGAAGAAGCAGAAGGAGUGCCUCGACAGCUGCAGCCUGCGCAAGCACCAAUGUCGGUGCGAGUGCAACAGCACCAAAGAACACUGACCUGGUACAACCAAAUCAGGAUUGGAAUAAACAAAAUGUAUUUCCUCAAA
Molecule: messenger RNA, 1741 nt
Organism: Frankliniella occidentalis (western flower thrips)
Lineage: Eukaryota; Metazoa; Arthropoda; Insecta; Thysanoptera; Thripidae
Product: integumentary mucin C.1-like
Exons: 6
Coding region: 699-1691 (330 amino acids)
Molecular function (GO): protein binding
Source: RefSeq, a predicted model, not a curated record